CUUUCUUCACGUCACUCUCUUAAUCUUCGGCCAUUUCGGUUCCCGUCACUCUUUCCGGGACCAUUCCAUUCUUUCGGCUUCAUAUCCCAAAGGCCUGUCAAUUGUUGCUGGGUAGACUCCGCUAUUUCCAUUCGACCUCGCCAUUGUUCCUUGCAAGGGUCCCAGACACCAUUCUUUUCUUUCUGGAACUCGACGCCGUUCUCUCUCUUGGUUAUACUCCCUGUCCUUGCCUACCUUACCUUAGUUGAAUCAUCAAUCACCAAGCACCUGUACCUACUUCCAAACGAAUUCGACGAGCGCUCAUCGCCGCCGCUUCCUUCACGCUCAUUCUUCUCGAGUCCACCGCUCCUCAGCCCUGACUUCCUCGAGAGAGAGUCUGGCAAUCGUGUUGCUACACCUCGUCUAAUUGGAAGCAACUACCUGAGUCUAGGGCUCAUCCUAAGCAAACAUCUCAUUCGAAAUCACCACACGACAAUCGACUACAAACGACAUUCGACCUUGACGCGUACUCAAUCGCCAUGGCUACGGAGAUCGAGCAGCCGCUGGCUCUGACGGCGACAGUGGGCACGCCAACCGCUCCCAGCCCAACUGGAUCUGCCAUUCACCAAUCCGCGACAGCAUCCUCAGACGGUACUCCAGGUUCUGCCACAAGGCCCCUUCCUUCCCCUACCAGUGUCAAUGGCCAAGCCAAUGCUUCGCGCCGCCCACCGCGCAAGAGCACCCUCACGCAACAGCAGAAGAACCAGAAGCGGCAGAGGGCUACCCAGGACCAACUGACGACUCUGGAGAUGGAAUUCAACAAGAACCCGACUCCCACAGCCAGUGUCCGCGACAGAAUAGCCGAGGAGAUCAACAUGACGGAGCGCUCUGUUCAGAUUUGGUUCCAGAACAGGCGAGCCAAGAUCAAGAUGCUGGCCAAGAAGAGCCUCGAGACCGGCGAAGACAUUGAUUCGAUCCCCGAGUCAAUGCGACAAUACCUCGCGAUGCAGGCAAUGGAAUCCGGUAAAGGCUUUGCUGGCAGCUAUAUGGGACGCACAGGCCUCCUCCCCUUUGGUGGCGGCAACAUGCUGUUUGGCGGCGACCAGAGCGCGCAGGGCAAAGUUUUAAUUCAUCAUCUGACUUGUCGCUCGCUGAGCAUCGGCAAAUGGACGCGAGUCGGACAGAACACCAUGGAUCUCAUCAUCUUCUACUCACCGGACAAGUGCACCAUGACCUACUACAUUAACAACGAGCAGGCCGGGUACAAGAUCGAGUAUCCCUUCUCCCACAUCAAGAACAUCUGGCUGGAGAACGCGGACAAUGACAUGAAUAAGUUGGCGGGCAUCUUCAUUGAGCUCAACCAGCCGCCUUACUUCAUGAUGGAUGCGACCUCGUCGACCACGGGCUUUGACUACGUCAGUGACUUUACCGAGGAUCAACAGGCCUCGCAGUGCUUGCUGCAUCAUCUGGGCGGCAAUCCCAAGGUGCUGGCCAACCAGCUGGCCAAGCUCGUCUCUCUGGAAUCGUUCAUGAACCGCCACAAUCCCCACAGCAUCCGACAGGUUCACGCGUAUGCCGACCCCCAUGCCAUCUCUGCUUCGGCGCCAGUGUCUCCCACAGCUCGACCAUCGUCGCAGCCCAGCUUCGGCGCGCCACCCAUGGCCAUGGCUCAGCAGCAAUGGCAAAUGGCCAACAUGCACUCUGCGGCCGGCAUGCGUCCCCAGGGCCACAAGCGACAGCGUAGUCGCUCGGUUCCCGGCCCCAUUGAUUUUGCCAUGUUCCAGAACCAGCCGAUGCCAUCCUUCUACAUCCAGCCCCCUGGGGAGAUGGCUACGCAGCACAACCCCAACAUUUACGCGCCAGUGCCGCAGCAGCCAAACGUGGCACACAAUCUGAGGAUUGACACGCAGGCGGGCUUCGGCCUGGACAUGCGGCAAUACCCCAUGUCAGCCACGACUGCUUCGCCUUCCGAGUUCCCUCCAAGCCCAGGCUUUUUCCCUCCUGGCCCUGAGACCGCUCCCCUGGCGCCGUCAAACUACAGCACUCCCUAUGGUAACGCGUUCUUGUCGCCCAUGGUCAGCGCUGAAGCCAACAUGCCCACAGCCAUCUCUCCGCUCCCCUUCAACGGCCCUACCGAGCCGUCGAUUGUCGAGCAUUCGCCUCCCAUGUCGAUGAUGGGUCGUCCUGGAUCCUCGGAAAUGUACAUGGGUCAGGAUGGCUCGUGUGCUGUGUCGGAUGACGGCGCUAGCCUGAACGAGAUGUACUCUAAGCACUCCAUUAAUAUGCCACUGCACGAGCAUUCGCCUGGGAGCUAUGUGCAGCACUCCCAAGCCGACAUCGAUAUGGACCAGCUGGUGCACUUUGACGCCGUUGAUCCAGCCAGCUUGUCGCCGGAGACGAUGCAUCGAUGA
This is a messenger RNA of Trichoderma reesei QM6a, 2390 nucleotides long. Its product is annotated as transcription factor-like protein. The transcript has 3 exons. Gene Ontology annotation, biological process: cell differentiation; regulation of transcription by RNA polymerase II. The coding region runs from base 519 to 2390 and encodes 623 amino acids. NCBI's taxonomy places the organism in Eukaryota, Fungi, Ascomycota, Sordariomycetes, Hypocreales, Hypocreaceae. The record is from RefSeq and is a predicted model, not a curated record. Gene Ontology annotation, molecular function: DNA-binding transcription factor activity, RNA polymerase II-specific; RNA polymerase II cis-regulatory region sequence-specific DNA binding.